AUGGCCUCACUGGGCUGUAUAUUUUGGAUGACAGCAGGGGUUGAGAUGUUGAAUGUGGAAGGGAAUGCAGACAAGAAAUGUUUUCGAGUGUUUUGCGUAAAGGAGAAGGAGGAAAUUGCGAAGAUCAUAAGGCAGGAAGUUGAUGAGGAGGCUACGCGGGGUGCCUUGAACUUGAUGGGGAUGUAUAAGUGA
Ordospora pajunii is the source of this 192-nucleotide messenger RNA. RefSeq lists its product as uncharacterized. The transcript has a single exon. NCBI's taxonomy places the organism in Eukaryota, Fungi, Microsporidia, Ordosporidae. The coding region runs from base 1 to 192 and encodes 63 amino acids. The record is from RefSeq and is a predicted model, not a curated record.